AUGUGCAGUAGCUCAUUGCGAGAACUGACAGUUGAAUCAGUAUAUAACGACCCAACACUUGCAAUUGGGGAACCUAAUCUAUUCGGCCAAGGCAUCCUGACCGCCACUCUUCCUUACGGCACCUUCACCGGCGCCUAUUCUUCCACGUACAACCUCUCCUACUGGACCAAGAUACCCUUUGCCGCCCCUCCCACUGGCGUCAACCGUUUCCGCGCCCCUCAGCCGCCCCUCCCCAUCACAAAUGGUGUUUAUAACAGCACUCAACCCUUUGACUUCUGCCCUCAGCGUACCGUCAAUGGGAGCGAAGACUGUCUGUACCUCGGUCUCUACGGCCGUCCCUGGAGUACAGGUCAACCUCUACGCCCAGUAGUGGUAGUCUUCUUUGGCGGAGGAUUUAUCGAAGGCGGCGGAAGCUUCACCAUUCCGCCAGCGGGAUAUCCGGUGCUGAAUGCAAGUGCGAGCAAUGACUUCAUCUUCGUGUACCCCAAUUACCGGGUUAACGCUUUCGGGUUACUGCCCGGGAGGGAAGUGGCGGAGGAUGAGGAAAGUGAUUUGAAUGCUGGAUUGCUGGAUCAGCAGGCGGCGCUGCAAUGGACGCACUAUUACAUCCAAGCAUUUGGUGGAGACCCGAGAAAUGUUAGCAUCUGGGGGCAAUCCGCCGGCGGUGGUUCGGUAGUAGCGCAAGUCAUCGCAAACUCCGGCAACACACAACCACGCCUUUUCACCAAAGCCUUAGCCUUCAGUCCAUUCUGGCCGAAGACGUACCGCUACGACGAUCCGCAAGCGCAGUCCAUCUACGACACCAUGGCAAAUCUUACCAACUGCACCGGCCCGAAUUCCUUGCAGUGUCUGAAGACGGUCGACGUCCAGACGAUUCGGACUGCAGCGUUGUAUGUCAGCGGAAGUCAUACUUACAAUACCUCUUCUUACACCUGGGCGCCGGUGAUUGACGGGAGCUUUAUCGCGGAGCCACUUUCGCUGGCUACGGUGAAGGGCAAGGUGAAUAUUGACCUAGGCUGGGGCAUGUAUAACUUACACGAAGGGCAAAACUUUGUUCCUCCUGGGCUGCAGAACGCCAUUAACACCGCGUUGGCGGGCUCUCCAUCGUACAAUAAUUCGGAAGCGUCGUUCGAAGCAUGGCUGAGAGGAUAUCUGCCGCAGUUCUCGGGACAGAAUCUGAGGACGGUGGAGGCGCUGUAUCCCACUACGGGCACGGCGGAGGAGUUGAGCUAUAACACAACCUUCGUCCGAGCAGGUUUAAUCUACAGGGAUACCGUCCUUGCCUGCCCGGCGUUCUGGAUGGCCACCGCAAGCCACAAGCAUGCUUAUGUGGGCGAGUACACAAUCAGUCCGGCGACACAUGCAAGUGAUACGGAAUGGUGGAACCAAGUCAACGCUAUACAGCAACAGCAACCCUUCAUCUACGACGGGUUUACAGGCGCUUUCGCGAGUUUCUUUCAGACAGGCGAUCCGAAGGCGCAUAAACUGACCAAUGUUUCUGUGGUGGGCGUUCCGGAAUAUAACGAGACAGGAGAGCAGUUUGUCAUUGGCGCCAAUGGGUUUGCGAAUGUCAGCACGGCCAUGUUGGAAGUGAGGUGUGCCUUUUGGAGGAGUGUUGGUGCGCAGAUACCGGUCUGACGAGAUGAAUGUUGGCAACGGUACUACACGACGCUCGGUGGACACUCAAAUGGGAGGUGUAGAACAGAGGUAAGGCUCCAUGCGACAUGCGACAAGUCAUUUGCAAACGCGAACUGAAUGCACGUGAUUGGUCUCGUUUGCUAUCUCUCACAAGCUGUGAGUCAUAGCCUUGCGCUGCUCCGGUGAAUGCAGCAAGCACAAUUGCGGCCUCACAUUGUCGCGCUUAUCGU
Molecule: messenger RNA, 1868 nt
Organism: Baudoinia panamericana UAMH 10762
Lineage: Eukaryota; Fungi; Ascomycota; Dothideomycetes; Mycosphaerellales; Teratosphaeriaceae
Exons: 4
Coding region: 1-1638 (545 amino acids)
Source: RefSeq, a predicted model, not a curated record